AUGUCGAAGCUCCUCGCUGUGGUUGGUGCAACUGGAACACAGGGCCACUCCGUCAUCGACGCUGCCCUCAAGGAUGGAAAAUAUCGCAUCCGAAGCAUCACCCGAAACCCGUCCAGCGAAAAAGCAACUGCCUUGAGUGCACUGGGUGUGGAGGUAGUCCAAGCUGAUCUGGACGAUGAAGCUUCCCUCAUCAAGGCGCUUGAGGCGAGAGCAGAAAGAAUAUAUAAAUAUAUAUCCAUCACUAUUUAA
Messenger RNA from Aspergillus wentii DTO 134E9, 249 nucleotides. RefSeq lists its product as uncharacterized. NCBI's taxonomy places the organism in Eukaryota, Fungi, Ascomycota, Eurotiomycetes, Eurotiales, Aspergillaceae. The transcript has a single exon. The coding region runs from base 1 to 249 and encodes 82 amino acids. The record is from RefSeq and is a predicted model, not a curated record.